AUAUAAAAUUAAUAUCAUAUUAAGUUAUAUCGUUAAGCCGCGGUCGCUGCAGUCACAUUUUUUACGUGACGCCGUGCCGAUCGCGAGCACGUCUGUCGCAACGAAAGCUUUCGUUUGAAAACCACGCGAGUCCCAUACACGAAAAUCGUACAAAUGAUUGUCAAUUUAAAAUAUUUCAAAAAACAAUGGUCGGACUUUCCCGCGUUCGGAAUCUCGUCGUUUAGAGUGACGAACCCGGAUCUCCGCAAAACUCUGUACACGUUGACGGCUUUGCAGUUGUGGUUUCAAUUGUUUUCUAUUAUACUGUUGGUCAUCAGCAGCGUAUUAGAAUGGUAUAUCAAAAAAGACGGCAAGACUUCGGAUCAUCAAUGGAUCGGUUAUGAUCAGUUAUACUUUAAUACCUCGCUGCUAUUCCAAAUAUGUGACGUCAUAUUGUCGAUGUACGCGAGUUAUCAUUUUCUAUGGAAUGCCACGACCCGAUACAAUAACAUACAAGACGUCAGGAUAUGGAUAAUCGUCAACAAUCUUUAUAUUUUGUCGACGGUAGCGUGUUUUCUAUUCGUAUGGUUCAAAGUUGGGAGUAUCGUAAUAUGCAUUAAAUCGAUGAUCAUAUUGACGUUUGCCAAUUACAAGAUAUACAUCGUUCAUAAGAUAUACAAAGACGAAAAAUCGUCAUACAUUUUUUUAGAACAAGGUCAAUCGCCAAUACCUAAUUCACAAAAAUCUGUCGACGGAUACGAUCUGUAUUCUCAGAAUUACGACACCGUGGAAUUUGAAGUGGAAUCGUCUGAAAAAUUCACCUUCGGAUCACUUCCCUAUACGGUGAAUCAAUAACUGCAGAUAAUAUACAUAUCUAGAUGGUCAAGGAUGGUCGCAGAAAUGUAAGCCAUGUAGGGAAGGCAAAGUAAAAACUUUUUGAUAAAACAGUAUUACCAUAUUUUUUUUACAAGUGAUAAAACAUUCAUAUUGGCUAAAAAAAUAGAGGGCAUGCKCCUUGUGGACGAUUAUAUCUAGAAGGUCUAGAUGGUUGUCGAAAUAUUACAAAUAUAUAAACAAUAUACAUAUAUAAUAUGUAUAUAUAAAUAUAUUGAUAUUAAAAUAAUGUUUC
Messenger RNA from Diuraphis noxia (Russian wheat aphid), 1108 nucleotides. RefSeq lists its product as uncharacterized. Lineage: Eukaryota; Metazoa; Arthropoda; Insecta; Hemiptera; Aphididae. The record is from RefSeq and is a predicted model, not a curated record.